AUGUCAGAAGAUCAAGAUAAAUAUAUAUUUUCAACAAAGAAUAUUGGUCAAUGUGAGAUCAAUGCUCAUCAUUUCUUUACAUGUGUUCAAGAAAAUAAGAAUAAUCCUAUUAAAUGUAUGGCUGCAUUCGAUAGAUUCGAAAAGUGUUGCGAUGAUGUAAGCAAUCUACCAGAGCCAGAGGAACACGAGAUUCAUCCAUUGGUUAAGACACUACAAUAUUAUGCACCAAGAUUGUUUACCUCUGAUAUGCCAAGAGAGAAGACUAUUCUAGCUGAAUCAUUAGGUAAAAUGAUGCCACAGAUUUUCGAUCCAAAGGAAGACGAAGACGAUUAA
Heterostelium album PN500 is the source of this 333-nucleotide messenger RNA. RefSeq lists its product as uncharacterized. The transcript is spliced from 3 exons. Bases 1 to 333 code for a protein of 110 amino acids. The record is from RefSeq and is a predicted model, not a curated record. Lineage: Eukaryota; Evosea; Eumycetozoa; Acytosteliales; Acytosteliaceae.